CGGAUAUAGUGUAAAGUAGGUAUUCGUACCUGGUGGGAAGGAAAACCGACGCCUUCCAUGGCUUCCAUUCCUUCCCUUCAGGCUUCAGGUAUACGGUGCAACUCCAAACACAACCCAUAGGUUAAGGCCACACAUGUUAACACCACACACCUCACACAGAUUUACACCUCUCACACACCUCCAAGUCACAACUGCCUGCCAUUGGAUUACCACAUUACUUACCACUACCACCACCAUCUACUUCUUCUUCUUUCUGCUCCUCUGUCAAUCCCAUCCGCAUUCGCAAUUUACUCUCCUGUCUCUCGCCUCUUUUCUUUUGGCCAAUCCCUUUGCUUCUGUAAUAUUGUUACUGACACCGGACCGGGGCGCUUCAUGCUUUGCUAUUCCUCGUUCCUACUGCAUACGCCUGGUAGAUGGAGUGACACGGUGCUAGACUGCCGGCAAAGAGAAGAGGACGAAGAAAAAAAACCCC
Molecule: messenger RNA, 472 nt
Organism: Colletotrichum phormii
Lineage: Eukaryota; Fungi; Ascomycota; Sordariomycetes; Glomerellales; Glomerellaceae
Exons: 1
Coding region: 134-433 (99 amino acids)
Source: RefSeq, a predicted model, not a curated record